Clupea harengus (Atlantic herring) is the source of this 5156-nucleotide messenger RNA. Its product is annotated as NACHT, LRR and PYD domains-containing protein 12-like. Gene Ontology annotation, molecular function: protein binding. Lineage: Eukaryota; Metazoa; Chordata; Actinopteri; Clupeiformes; Clupeidae. Bases 57 to 5156 code for a protein of 1699 amino acids. The transcript is spliced from 23 exons. The record is from RefSeq and is a predicted model, not a curated record.
CACACAGACCAGUGUCUCCAGUGCCCAGCUGUGUGUCUCUGAAGAGUGACUGGUCCAUGGCAGACCCUCCUAAUUUCAGUAGUGGACCACCACAGUCUGAUCCAAAAUAUCCAUGGUCCAUGGGACACCCUCUCAAUUUCAGCAGUGGACCACCACAAUCUGUUCCAACGCCACAGACACACAGACCAGUGUCUCCAGUGCCCAGCUGUGUGUCUAUGAAGAGUGACUGGUCCAUGGAACACCCUCUCAAUUUCAGCAAUGGACCACCACAGUCUGAUCCCAAGCCACAGACACACAGACCAGUGUAUCCAGUGCCCAGCUGUGUGUCUCUGAAGAGUGACUGGUCCAUGGCAGACCCUCCUAAUUUCAGUAGUGGACCACCACAGUCUGAUCCAAAAUAUCCAUGGUCCAUGGGACACCCUCUCAAUUUCAGCAGUGGACCACCACAAUCUGUUCCAACGCCACAGACACACAGACCAGUGUCUCCAGUGCCCAGCUGUGUGUCUAUGAAGAGUGACUGGUCCAUGGAACACCCUCUCAAUUUCAGCAAUGGACCACCACAGUCUGAUCCCAAGCCACAGACACGCAGACCAGUGUCUCCAGUGCCCAGCUGUGUGUCUAUGAAGAGUGACGGGUCCAUGGUAGACCCUCCCAAUUUCAGCAAUGGACCACCACAGUCUCAUCCAAAUGUAUGGAGGAAUGUUUUGACCCAGGAUCAGUCCAGGUGUGGAGUGUGUGAGCAGCUACUGAGGGACCCAGUCAUCACCACCUGUGGACACAGUUUCUGCAGGCAGUGCAUCAGCAGCUACUGGAGCCAGCCUGGUCCAUCAGGAGACUACAGCUGUCCCCAGUGCAGAAAGAGAUCCAGAGCACAACCCUUUCUAAUCCCUGACAUAACCAUGGCACAACCUCUGUUAUACCCACAUACAACCAUGACACAACCUCCUGUAUAUCCCCCUACAGCCAUGGCACAAUCUUCUCUCUACCAACAUAGAGAAAUGGCACAGCUUCAUCUAAAGCAAUCUUCAACCAUGACACAAGUUCCUCCAUAUCCACACCCAGACUCAGGGCAGGACCCUCUAUACCCACACUUCCACAUGGCACAGAUUUCUCCACAGCCUCCUUUGGAUGAGCACAAAGUCAUGGAAGGAAGCAAACAUCUCCAAACUGAGCAUGCUCCUGUCAAAAGGGCCAAACUACCAGAUGAUGUCCUGGACAGAGCACUGGUGAAUCAUAAAGCCAGUAUGAAGAGGAGGUUUGAGAGCAUAUCUGAAGGUGUUAUAAGAUCAGAGACUCAAACACUCCUGAACAAGAUCUACACAGAGCUCUACAUCACAGAGGGAGAGAGUGAAGGGGUGAAUAAUGAACAUGAAGUUUGGCAGGUAGAGUCAGCGUCCAGAUCACAAACUACAGAAGACACAGCAAUCCACUGCAAUGACAUCUUCAAGCCCUUACCUGGACAGCAGAGACAAAUCAGAACUGUCAUGACCAAGGGCAUUGCUGGCAUUGGAAAAACCGUCUCAGUGCAGAAGUUCCUCCUUGACUGGGCAGAGGAGAAAGCUAACCAGGAUGUAGAUUUCAUGUUUAUACUUCCGUUCCGUGAGCUGAAUUUGGUCAAACAUGAUCAGUACAGUCUUCAAAGGCUCCUGCUGGACUUCCACCCUGAGCUUAGGGAGCUACAGGAUGGUGAAUACAAAGACCGCCAUAUUGUGUUCAUCUUUGAUGGUCUGGAUGAGAGUCGACUUCCGCUGAAUUUCCAAGACAACCAGAAGUUGUCUGAUGUGACACAAACAUCGUCAGUGGAUGUGUUGAUGACAAGCCUCAUUCAGGGAACUCUGCUUCCCUCUGCUCUCAUCUGGAUAACCUCCCGACCAGCAGCAGCCAAUCAGAUCCCUUCUCAGUCCAUCAAUCAGGUGACAGAAGUACGAGGGUUCAGUGAUCCACAGAAGGAAGAGUACUUCAGGAAGAGGAUCAGUGACCAGAAUCAAGCCAACAGAAUCAUCUUGCACAUUAAGGCAUCCAGGAGCCUCCACAUCAUGUGCCACAUGCCAGUCUUCUGUUGGAUCUCAGCCACUGUCCUUCAGCAGAUACUGGAAGAGGAUGAUGGGAAGGAAGCCCCCAAAACUCUGACUGAGAUGUUCAUACACUUUCUGCUCAUCCAGACCACCAGGAAGAACCAGAAAUAUCAAGAGGAAAAUAAUAUAUAUAGACAGAGGCUCCUGGAAUCACAUAAAGAUGUCAUACUGAAACUGGCACAGCUGGCCUUCAAGCAUCUGGAGAAUGGCAAACUCAUGUUCUAUGAGGAAGACCUGAAAGAGUGUGGCAUUGAUGUGAAUGAAGCCUCCGUGUACUCUGGCAUGUGCACUGAGAUCUUCAGGGAGGAAUGUGUGUUUCAGCACAAGAAGGUCUACUGCUUUGUGCAUCUCAGCAUCCAGGAGUUUCUUGCUGCACUUCAUGUGUUUGCCUCCUACUUGAGUAAAAACAUGGUGGCCCUGACACCAUUCCUCAAAGGGAAGUCCAGGUCUUUUCCAGAUGUGCCUCUACAUGAGCUGCUGAAGAAUGCUGUGAACAAAGCUUUGGAGAGCAAGAAUGGACACCUUGAUUUGUUUGUUCGCUUCCUUCAUGGCAUUUCUCUGGAGUCAAAUCAGAGACUUUUGGUUGGUCUCCUGACACACACACACAGCAGCCCUGAAAGUGAGAAGAAGACUAUCCGAAACCUGAAGGUGAUGCAAAGGCCAAAUAUCUCCCCUGAGAGGUGCAUCAAUCUGUUCCACUGCCUGGUCGAAAUGCACGACUCUUCUGUUCAUGAUGAAAUCAAGGCUUUCCUGCAGGCAGAGAAGGGUUCGGUGAAACAGCUCUCACUGGCUCACUGCUCAGCCUUGGCUCAUGUGCUUCUGAUGUCCGGGGAGGUGCUGGAUGAGUUUGACCUGAAGAAAUACAAAACCUCUCCAGAAGGUCGCAGGAGGCUGGUUCCAGCUGUGAAAUGCUGCAGAAAGGCUAUACUUGCUGACUGUAAACUAACAGAGAGGUCAUAUGAGAUUGUGGCCUCAGCUCUGCAGUCUGCAAACUCCCCCUUAAGAGAGCUGGAUCUGAGUCACAGUGACCUGCAGCAGUCAGGAGCAAUGCUGGGCUCUGCUCUACAGAGUCCAAACUGCAAAUUGGAGACACUGAGACUUGCUGGCUGUAAACUGACUGGAAGGUUUUUGGCCUUGACUCUUCAGGGGACAAACCCCCACCUGAGAGAGCUGGACAUCAGUGACGGCGAGCUUCAGGACUGUAAAGGAGAACUGCUCCAUCAACCACUGAAUGAAGACUGUAAAGUCAGACUCAUCUGCUGUAGACUCAAGGACAGCUCCUGUGCAGUUGUGGCGUCAGUCUUGCAGUUUUGUGUUUCUCAACUGAGUGACUUGGAUAUGAGUGGCUGUGAUCUGCAAACAUCAGAAGAGAAGCUGCUCUCUAAUCUUGGAAACCCAAACUGCCGACUGAAAACACUGAAACUUGCUGGCUGUAAAUUGACUGGAAGAUGUUUGGCCUUGACUAUUCAGGGGGCAAAUCCCCACCUGAGAGAGAUGGACAUCAGUGACAGCGAGCUUCAGGACAGUGGAGGAGAACUGCUCCAUCAACCACUGAAUCAAGACUGUAAAGUCAGACUCAUCUGCUGUAGACUCAAGGACAGCUCCUGUGCAGUUGUGGCGUCAGUCUUGCAGUUUUGUGUUUCUCAACUGAGUGACUUGGAUAUGAGUGGCUGUGAUCUGCAAACAUCAGAAGAGAAGCUGCUCUCUAAUCUUGGAAACCCAAACUGCCGACUGAAAACACUGAAACUUAAGGGCUGUAAACUCACACAUGAGUCCUGUAAGGUUGUGGCCUCAUUUCUGCAGUCAGCAAACCCCCUGCUAGAGCUGGACAUGAGCAACAAUGUCCUGCGAGAUUCUGGAGUUCAUCUUCUUUCUAAGGGACUGUCUAGUCCUCACUGUAAACUGCAGAUAUUAAGGCUCUCUGAUAGUCAUAUCUCAGAUGAUGGUUAUGUUUGUCUGGCUUUCACUCUGAUGGCAAACCCCUCCUGUGUGAAAGAGCUGGAUGUGAGCAACAAUAAUCCUGGAGAGUCAGCAAAGAACCUGUUAUUUGCUACACUGAAGGAUCCUCACUUUAAAAUUGAGGAACUUCGACUUGCUGACUGCAAGCUAACAGAGGAAUCCUAUAAGGCUGUAGCCUCUGUUCUGCAGUCAUUGGUCUCCCUGAGGGAACUGGACCUCACAAACAAUUACCUGAAGGAUUCUGGUGUUCAGCUUCUCUCUGCAGGACUAAGUAGCCCUCACUGCAAACUACAGACAUUAAGACUUGCUGACUGUAAGCUAACAGAGGAAUCCUGUAAGGCUCUAGCCUCUACUCUGCAGUCAUCGGUGUCCCUGACAGAACUGGACCUCACAAACAAUGACCUGAAGGAUUCUGGGAUUCAGCUUCUCUCUGCAGGACUAAGUAACCCUCACUGUACACUACAGACAUUAAGACUUGCUGACUGUAAGCUAACAGAGGAAUCCUGUAAGGCUGUAGCAUCUGCUCUGCAGUCAUCUGUGUCCCUGACAGAACUGGACCUCACAAACAAUGACCUGAAGAAUUCUGGUAUUCAGCUUCUCUCAGCAGGACUAAGUAGCCCUCACUGUAAACUACAGACAUUAAGACUGUCUCAUUGUCUCAUCUCACACGAGGGCUGUUCUUUCUUGGCCUCUGCCCUCAAAUUAAACCCCUCCUACCUGAAACAGCUGGAUCUGAGCUACAAUCACCCAGGAGACUCAGGUGUCAGAGAGCUCACAGGCAGACUGAAUGAUCCCAACUGUAAUCUAAAGACUUUCAGGUAUGACCAUGGAGGAGAGUUCAGGAUUAAACCAGGACCGAGAAAAUGUGAGUGUCUUUCCAGUGGAGGAGAAGAGGUAGCACUUCCCACUGUUGUGAGCCCACCCAUCAGGACAGACCCUACAACCAGAGAGGUGUACCACUGCAGCAAGAGCUGGAAGGGUGAAAAGCAGGCCGAGGCCGAGGCCAAGAGCCAAAGGAAGCAGCGCAACCCUUCUGGACUUGGAAACUUCUCCUUCUCCGCCACCGGCACACGGAGGAUCUGUGGCCUCAGGGACCCUGGAGCUAGACACUGUGUGAAAUAA